Carassius carassius (crucian carp) is the source of this 2000-nucleotide messenger RNA. Its product is annotated as MOB kinase activator 2-like. The record is from RefSeq and is a predicted model, not a curated record. Gene Ontology annotation, molecular function: protein kinase activator activity. The coding region runs from base 449 to 1117 and encodes 222 amino acids. Gene Ontology annotation, biological process: signal transduction; positive regulation of protein phosphorylation. Lineage: Eukaryota; Metazoa; Chordata; Actinopteri; Cypriniformes; Cyprinidae. The transcript is spliced from 5 exons. Gene Ontology annotation, cellular component: cytoplasm; nucleus.
CCGAAGAGAGAGGGGUCGGCAUCAAACCUGUGUUUACUUCCGGAUUUCCUGUAUAUGGCAGAGCUUGAAAACAGCCACUGCACUUGCCCUACGAGCUCCGCGAGAGCCCCGAGCCCCGAUCCGAACCGAGAGCGUCUCCGGUGAAGCGCUGCUCUGGUGACCGGAGGUCCGCCAUACUCCGGCACAGCAGCAGAGAGACUAGCGCAGCUUCAGCCGACCAUUCAAGACACAAAGUAUCCUUCUGCCACCCUUCGCCAAACGUCAAAGUCAAUGCGGUCCUCGAUCGGAGCGCUGGAGCUCGUCCCCCGGCCCCUCCGUCUCCUCUCGUGCGCUUGGCAUUAACGCGCUAGAGCCGGGGAUUAAACACAGCCGAGAGCCGACACACACUUAGAGAAGGAGAACAAGAGGGGCACGGAAGCUCUGCUUGGAUUUAUCUCUUUCAGUCAUCAUGGACUGGUUGAUGGGGAAGGGCAAAGGGAAGCCCAAUGGAAAGAAGCCGUCCGCCGAAGAGAAGAAGCUUUAUCUGGAGGCAGAAUACACCAAAGUGCGAGUCGUGGACUUCGAGCUCAAGGAGCUGGUGGUUUUGCCGAGAGAGAUCGACCUGAACGAGUGGCUCGCUAGCAACACCACAACGUUCUUCAAUCUCAUCAACCUGCAGUACAGCACGAUCUCUGAGUUCUGCACCGGAGACACGUGUCCGGCCAUGACCGCCUGCAGCACGACGUACUACUGGUAUGAUGAGAAAGGGAAGAAGACGAAGUGCACAGCGCCGCAGUACGUGGAUUUCGUCAUGAGUUCAGUUCAGAAGCUGGUGACGGAUGAAGACAUCUUUCCCACCAAAUACGGUAAAGAGUUCCCCAACACCUUCGACUCGCUGGUGAAGAAAAUCUGCAGGUAUCUCUUCCACGUUCUGGCCCACAUCUACUGGUCCCACUACAAGGAGACAGUGGCCAUGGACCUGCACGGACACCUAAACACACUCUACACACACUUCGUGGUAUUUAUAAGGGAAUUCAAUCUGAUGGACCCCAAGGAGACGUCGAUAAUGGAGGACCUGACGGAGGCCCUGUGCACGCCGCUGCCCCCUCAGCCACAGAACCACGUGACGGAGAGAUGAGUCCGGCGCCGAGCCAGGGUUCAGAAGAACUGCUGGGACUCACCCUCCCUGAACAUUGCUCUCUUUAGGACCCAGUUCGGAGCACUGAGUUACCUCAGACGCAGCCGUCUAACCCUUUAACCAAGAACACCCUGACUCUGUUUCCGCUCUCCUUCGCGUCUUCCCUCGUCUUUGGCCCCGUUUGAGCAGCACUUUCCCCUCUCUUGGUUUGAUAAGGGUGUCGGCUUGGUCCUCGUCUACGGUAUACAGGUUUCUUUUCCAUUUUUAUAGGGUAAAAGGGGUGUGUGUGUGUGUGUGUGUUCAAGGCUUUUGCACUCAGGAACUGAGAGAGCUGUCAAUGCUACCUGCUCACCCAUUAGCCUCUCGGUGUCACUUUACUCAUCAUAUGUCAAUCCCAUCAGACUUGUGUUGACCACUGUAGAGGAGAGCCGAGGAGAACCGGGCGGCCGGGACCUCGUGUGACAAAGACAUUCGCAUUUGUCUGCUGUUGAAUCCGAAGCGUCUGGGCUUGUAAUCAUGUCUGGCCUCACUCUGAAAAGACGAUUUGUGAAAGGAAAAGAAUGUACACUUAGUGUCUAUGUAUUGAUUGCAAAGAUUAUUAUGUUGGAGCGACAGAGAGAGCGAGAGAUGUUUUAGUUCUCCCUUCAUCACUGUUCAGAGAGUUUGUGUUGCGACGAGAAGAUCGGACCUUUUGCUUUAAUUUAAUUUAUUUCUCGGUUUUCUUGUUUCUUUUCGUUUUUUGGUUUUAGUUGACGUUUUUUUCAGGGCUCCUCAGUUCUGGCUUUUGUUUUAUGUAUUUUAAUAAUACUUUAAGUUAAAAGCGAUUUAAUAUUUUAAGCUCUGCAAAUUAUAACCUAAUAAAAUAUUUAAAAAUCUCAAAUAA